AUGAAGGUGAGAUGGAGCGCGAGAUUGAAUUGGAUGGUGGUGGUGGUGAUGGUGGGGAUUUCCCUCGCAUCAGCCCAAGUUCCCACCAAUCGCAACAACAUCCCCAAGAUCGCACACCGAAUGGUUGCCAAAUGGUGGACUCAAAGUAGAGAGCCGAAGCAGUGCGAUUCCCGCUGGGAUUGUGGCUCGUACGAAUGUUGUGCUCGGCCGAUCAACUCUCAACGGGCAUUUUGCAUGCCAUUACAGCAAGAGGGAGCUGUGUGCCACACGGCUUCUUUCCUUGUUGACAAGAGCCAGGAAGUGUAUUUCAAUUCCUGUCCAUGCCUCCCCUAUUACGCGUGUGCGGAUUUGGGGACCCAGGAGAGAUGCGUCCAUCCGGAUCGCAUCGGGGAUACCUAUUACGUCAAGAGAAUCCUCGGAUACAAGAAAUAGCACCUUCUUUCACCCAUCCAUCCAUCCAUCUAUUCCUGGAGCUGUGUGACUCACGAGGCAAAGCCUCCCAUUUUCAUGCG
Messenger RNA from Darwinula stevensoni, 512 nucleotides. NCBI's taxonomy places the organism in Eukaryota, Metazoa, Arthropoda, Ostracoda, Podocopida, Darwinulidae. The record is from the annotation of a GenBank genome assembly.